UUGUUAUUACUAGACUAUUACUAGACAAGUUUACUAGAAAUAUUUUAUUUGUUUAAUACUUACUAAUUAAUACAAUUAUUACUAUUAAUACUUACAUUAGUAAGUAUUAAUUAUAUUACAAUUAAUAUUUAUUUUCAAAUAGAAUAUUAACCCUGCAAUCGUACAUACAGGUCGUUUGCGUCCUCGGCAUUUUGACUGUGGUAUUUUCCAUAGAUUCAACGAUUAAAUUAACAAUGGCAAAAUUGCUUUUUAUAAUAUUAUUAUUGUUUAAACUUAUAGUUAAGAUCUCAAGGAAUUUUUUCAGAAUUUUUGGUAAAGUUUUAGGUUGUUUAAUAUGCCGCGAACGCAAACGUCCUCAUAUACCGUUAAUAGAUGCCGAAAAAGGGUAUACAAUUGGAAGGUUAAAGAAUUUAAGUUAUUUGUAUUUCUUAAAAUUCCGAAUUGUCACGUGCAUGUAACAAUACUAUUGGUUACUGUAUUUUUAAAACAUUUAUAGAUUUACAAUUUGCACUAAAAUGUGAGCUAAAACUAGUACAUAAUUAUUCAUAGAAACAGUUUUUUUUUUAUUUCGGUUUUCAUACAUUCGAUAAGCUCGAAAAGCGAUUGAAUAAUGAAACUCGCGCGAGUGUGUAUAAAUGAUGAAAUUCUUUGAUGAGUUAUCGAAUUAUAAACAUCUCUUAAGAUUCGAUCACGUAAAUUGUAAAUUAUGCGUUACGUAAUUUUUAAAAAUAUUCGCUGCUAUCUUUGAGCGUUACUCUAUAAUGGCAUUCCAGAAAGACUUGGAGAUAGGCGAAAAAGUAAUUGGGUGCAUUUAGUGGAAAAACGUUGUGAGAUAUAUAAGUGUACUGGAGUGUGCACUGGCUCGACUGGUGUAAGUCGAGAGAGAGAGAGAGGGGGGAGGGGGGUCAUAUUAGUGCAGGGAGUGUCUUUGUCGUACUACUUGUAUUGCGGGUGAUUUGCUAAUAAUACGCGUAUGCGUCUUAUACGUCAGAGAAAGACAGAGAUCCCUAAAUAUCUAUCUAUCUCCGGAUCAUUUUCCGUUCGCGGGCGUGGCAUAUGGAAGCAUGCCCAUUCCAGUAUACUCGUAUCUCAUUGUCGGUGAAAUGCACCCUAUAUGGAACAGGGUGGGAAUCUUUCGAACUUGCUUCACUAUAGUUAAUAUGGGACGAAUCGUUGUCCAUGGGUAUGUAUGUAUGUACAUACAUACAUACAUACAUACAUACGUGCGCGCGUAUACAUACACUUUUCUAGGAUUGGGAUGAAAGUUUCGGUUAUCGGUUUCGGCCGAAAUUGAAAAAAGAUUGUUUCGAUCAAGACUCUCUCUCUCUAAUAGAGACUAUUUCGGUCUCUGUUUAGUUCUAUUUUGAUUGGUCAAUGGUAUUCUAUUCUCGAAAAGGACAGCAAUAGAAAAAGACGAGCUGGUUACGGUUCUCUAUCUCAUCCGUCCCGUUCUUUUCUAGAGUAGAGUUUAUCCAGUUACAUUCCGGUUCACUAAACCCCUGUUAUUGUUAGCGAAUAGUUUUAGGGGAUCUGGGCGCUGUGUAACCCAAGGGCAGAGUUGGGCCUGUUUUCGUAGAGGUGGGGGGAGCAUCUCCCUAAAAGAUUUUCUACGGGGGCGUUUUCUACGGGGAAAACUAGCAACACUGAGAUGCACGCUGAGUGCAGUUUUAUUACUCCGCUGUGGAAAAUCAGAUCGCUUAUUUUCAAUGUUUAACGUUCUACUGACAAAAAAUUGUUAAAAUUCGACAAAUUUUCAUCGGUAGUGCGUUAAACAUUUAAAAUACGCGAACUGAUUUUCCACAGUGGAGCAAUGAAAUUGCACUCAGUGUGCAUCAGUGUUGCCUAGUUUUCCCAAUAGGAAACGCUAUUAAUUUCUUUCAGGUUCUCGGAAAAUCUGCCUGCCUGUGCUCGUAGCAGAGAAGGUCCCUCUCUGCUGGUAGCCAUUAAAACGUAGUGCUUCGUAGUAGCCAUUACAAGUCAUUAUCAAUUGAGGGGAAGAAGACCUUAGACAAGUCAAAGUUCUCGGGAAGUCCUGCAUCUUUUCUGAAGAUGUCGAUGUCGUCCGAGAGCGGCGAGAGCACAGAUGACGCCGUCGCCAGUUCACCAUUGGAUUUCGAUCUCGUUGCGAUCGACAUGUAUCUGAUGCAUAUCCUGUCGAGACAUUCGAGUUCCUCUACGCCCACACCGUGUAGCUCGACGCCCGAAAGCGCGGAGCCGACGUACGAGUGCACCGAUUGCGGCAAGACUCUGUCUUCGACGUCCUUGCGCGAAUGCACCCAGGAUCCCCAUCGCAGACUCGUCCAUAACGAGGUACAAUUUUCUAAUUGCGGCGUCACCGACGACAAGUGGAAAUGUAAUUUUUGCCCCAAAACAUUCGAUUCCCCGAAGAAUUUGUCGUAUCACAACAAAUUCGAAUGCCGCAUGAGGCUCCGCGUGAAUAAGUUUCGCUGCACCUUCUGCCACCGCGAGUUCAAUCAAAAAUGCAAGCUGACCCAGCAUCUGGACAAUAAGCAUCGUCGACCCAUGGAUUAUUGGAACAAGCUGUUAGCCGAGGAAAAUUGAGUGCAAUUCGCCUCUUCGAAAUGAACGGCGAAGCGCGAUCGUGCGAAAAGAUGGCGCCGCUACAUUAAUUUUUGUCGAGAAACCCUUCAGGUAGAUCGGAAGAAUACAAGACAACGGAGCGUAAUCAUAAACACAAUGAGCAUCAGCGAUUAUACUGUCUCUUGGAAGUUUUUUUUUUUUGUAAGUACUAAUUCUCGAGCGCGGUAAGAACUGAAUCAUUGUUUAAAAUAUUAGAUGAAGGAGAUAUCAGAUGAAAAAUGUGCUAUUUUAGAAUGAGUAAAUAGCUCCGUAAGAAAAAAGCAAGAUAAGCCUUAAAAUCGAUUAGUAGUUGAAUUUUUUUGCUCGCAUGAGCGAUAUCUCUGGACAGUUUCAGAAUACAAAGAGGUUUCUCAUAAAGUUUUUGUCAUAAUAAGCGCGGCAUAUCAUUGAUAAGAGGGUUUUCUCAAAUUGUUGCGUUUGGAUGAUUUCGAGCGGAGAGAACCCCGAGAGCGACCAUCCCCCAUAUUCCCCAUCCCUUUGUUCUUUAUAUGACGACGCAUUUUUCGACCCGCCACCUGCAACUCAACUGCGUCGUUUCGGUCGGUAAUGCUGGGCCUACAAUGCGAGUCGCAAGAAUUGACCAAUCACAGUCGAAUUUGAGGAGAA
Messenger RNA from Temnothorax curvispinosus, 3207 nucleotides. RefSeq names its product zinc finger protein 765-like. The transcript has 2 exons. NCBI's taxonomy places the organism in Eukaryota, Metazoa, Arthropoda, Insecta, Hymenoptera, Formicidae. The record is from RefSeq and is a predicted model, not a curated record. Bases 2050 to 2562 code for a protein of 170 amino acids.